ACCCUGAUUCCUGCGAGGAAGAGUAGAAGAAGCUGAGUCUCAGUGCUUGGCGGCCGUUGAUAGUUGCAUUGGUCGAAAGCAAGGAAAUCGAAGGGGAAAGGGAAUAAUGGAAGACGUUUGCGAAGGGAAAGACUUCACGUUCCCGAAGCAGGAGGAGAAGAUUCUAGAAUUUUGGUCCCAAAUCGACGCAUUCCACACUCAGUUAGCACUCACGAAGGACAAGCCUGAAUACAUCUUCUACGAUGGCCCUCCCUUCGCCACCGGCCUCCCUCACUACGGCCACAUCCUCGCCGGAACCAUCAAAGACAUCGUCACUCGCUACCACUCCUUGACCGGCCACCACGUCACGCGCCGCUUCGGCUGGGACUGCCACGGCCUUCCCGUCGAAAACGAGAUCGACAAGAAGCUCGGCAUUAAGAAGCGCGAGGACGUUCUCAAAUUAGGAAUCGAUAAGUACAAUGAGGAGUGUCGCAGCAUCGUCACGCGCUACGUCACUGAGUGGGAGACUGUCAUCACUCGCACGGGCCGUUGGAUCGACUUCAAGAAUGAUUACAAAACUAUGGACCUUAACUUCAUGGAGUCCGUUUGGUGGGUCUUUGCUCAGCUUUACUCCAAAAACCUUGUCUAUAAAGGUUUCAAGGUCAUGCCGUAUAGCACUGGCUGCAAAACCCCGCUGUCUAAUUUUGAGGCUGGUCAGAAUUAUAAGGAUGUAUCUGAUCCUGAAGUGUUCAUGACGUUUCCAGUCUUGGGCGAUUCGCUCGGGGCAUCUUUUGUUGCUUGGACAACAACUCCGUGGACUCUUCCUAGCAAUCUUGCUCUGUGUGUUAAUGCCAGUUUUACCUAUGUUAAGGUUCGCAAUAAGUAUUCGGGUAAAGUUUAUAUUGUUGCUGAAUCUCGUCUGUCUGCACUCCAUAACCCUAAGGAGAAACCCAAAGAAACUGUUGCUAAUAAUUCAAAUGACGUUCCUAAAAAUACAAAUGCGAAGACCAAGGGAUCUUCAAGUGGGAAAACAGAAAAUGUGUUGGAUUCUUUUGAAGUGCUGGAGAAAGUCUCAGGGGCUUCAUUAGUGGGGAAAAAGUAUGAACCAUUAUUUGAUUACUUCAAGGAGUUAUCUGAUACAGCUUUCAGAGUUGUUGCUGACAAUUACGUUACUGACGAUAGUGGUACUGGUGUUGUACAUUGUGCCCCUGCUUUUGGUGAAGAUGAUUUCCGUGUUUGCAUUGGUAAUCAAAUUAUUAGCAAGGAUAAUCUAACUGUAGCUGUUGAUGAUGAUGGCUGCUUUACUGAAAAAAUUACUGACUUUAGUGGGCGCUAUAUCAAACAUGCUGACAAGGAUAUCAUUGAAGCUGUGAAGGCAAAGAGUAGGCUGGUUAAAUCUGGAGCCUUUACACAUUCUUAUCCAUAUUGCUGGAGAUCUGAUACCCCUCUUAUUUACAGAGCUGUUCCAAGCUGGUUUGUUAGAGUGGAGUUGCUUAAAGAACAAUUGUUGGAAAACAAUAAGCAGACUUACUGGGUCCCUGAUUUUGUCAAGGUACAUAGUUUCUUGCUUAACACAUCACAAUUCCCUCUCCCCCCUCAAUUUGUUUAUUAUAUGAUCUUGUUUUCGCUCUUCCCUUUUGCUUUUGAGACACGACCAAUAGGGGUAGUAAUUGUCUUAUAA
Molecule: messenger RNA, 1660 nt
Organism: Abrus precatorius (Indian licorice)
Lineage: Eukaryota; Viridiplantae; Streptophyta; Magnoliopsida; Fabales; Fabaceae
Product: isoleucine--tRNA ligase, cytoplasmic-like
Exons: 8
Coding region: 107-1660 (517 amino acids)
Biological process (GO): isoleucyl-tRNA aminoacylation
Molecular function (GO): aminoacyl-tRNA deacylase activity; isoleucine-tRNA ligase activity; ATP binding
Source: RefSeq, a predicted model, not a curated record